This is a messenger RNA of Miscanthus lutarioriparius, 870 nucleotides long. Lineage: Eukaryota; Viridiplantae; Streptophyta; Magnoliopsida; Poales; Poaceae. The record is from the annotation of a GenBank genome assembly.
AUGAACGUGAAGGGCGGCGGCCGGAUUCCGGUGCCCCCGCCGGGGGCCAGCGCGCUGGUCAAGGUGGCCGUGCUCGGCGGCGGCGCCGUGUACGCCGCCAUGAGCAGCCUCUACAACGUCGAGGGUGGACACCGCGCCAUCGUCUUCAACCGCAUCCAGGGCAUCAAGGACAAGGUAUACCCUGAAGGGACUCACUUUAUGAUUCCAUGGUUUGAACGGCCAAUCAUUUAUGAUGUCCGUGCUCGACCGAAUCUUGUUGAGAGUACGUCUGGGAGCCGGGAUCUUCAGAUGGUGAAAAUUGGUAUCCGUGUCCUCACAAGGCCUAUGCCAGAGAGGCUACCACAUAUCUACAGAACUCUGGGGGAGAACUUCAAUGAGAGAGUUUUGCCUUCAAUCAUCCACGAAACACUGAAAGCUGUUGUUGCUCAAUACAAUGCUAGUCAGCUGAUCACACAAAGAGAGACUGUGAGUAGGGAGAUUAGGAAGAUACUGACUGAGAGGGCUAGAUUAUUCAACAUUGCUCUCGAUGAUGUCUCCAUCACAAGCCUGAGCUUUGGGAAGGAGUUCACUCAUGCCAUUGAAGCCAAGCAGGUUGCUGCACAGGAAGCUGAGCGUGCAAAGUUCAUUGUCGAGAAAGCUGAGCAAGAUAAGAGAAGUGCAAUUAUCAGGGCUCAGGGAGAGGCUAAGAGUGCGGAGCUGAUUGGUCAAGCCAUCGCGAACAACCCUGCCUUCCUUGCCCUGAGGCAGAUUGAAGCUGCAAGGGAGAUCUCCCACACGAUCUCGGCCUCGGCCAACAAGGUGUUCCUGGACUCCAACGACCUGCUGCUCAACCUCCAGCAGCUGAAUGUAUCGAGCAAGCAGAAGAAAUGA